AUGAGACACCAGCAGAGCCUCACCAUGAGACACCAGCACAGCCUCACCAUGAGACACCAGCAGAGAUUCACCAUGAGACACCAGCACAGCCUCACCAUGAGACACCAGCACAGCCUCACCAUGAGACACCAGCACAGCCUCACCAUGAGACACCAGCACAGCCUCACCAUGAGACACCAGCAGAGCCUCACCAUGAGACACCAGCACAGCCGCACCAUCAGACACCAGCACAGCCGCACCAUCAGACACCAGCACAGCGUCACCAUGAGACACCAGCACAGCCUCACCAUGAGACACCAGCACAGCCUCACCAUGAGACACCAGCAGAGCCUCACCAUGAGACACCAGCACAGCCGCACCAUCAGACACCAGCAGAGCCUCACCAUGAGACACCAGCACAGCGUCACCAUGAGACACCAGCACAGCCUCACCAUGAGACACCAGCACGGAUUCACCAUGAGACACCAGCACAGCCUCACCAUGAGACACCAGCACAGCCUCACCAUGAGACACCAGCACAGCCGCACCAUGAGACACCAGCACAGCGUCACCAUGAGACACCAGCACAGCCUCACCAUGAGACACCAGCACAGCCUCACCAUGAGACACCAGCACAGCCUCACCAUGAGACACCAGCACAGCCUCACCAGGAGAUACCAGCACAGCCGCACCAUGAGACACCAGCAGAGCCUCACCAUGAGACACCACACAGCUUCACCAUGA
Molecule: messenger RNA, 723 nt
Organism: Knipowitschia caucasica
Lineage: Eukaryota; Metazoa; Chordata; Actinopteri; Gobiiformes; Gobiidae
Source: the annotation of a GenBank genome assembly